This is a messenger RNA of Solanum stenotomum, 931 nucleotides long. Its product is annotated as bax inhibitor 1-like. The transcript has 7 exons. NCBI's taxonomy places the organism in Eukaryota, Viridiplantae, Streptophyta, Magnoliopsida, Solanales, Solanaceae. The record is from RefSeq and is a predicted model, not a curated record. Gene Ontology annotation, cellular component: membrane. Bases 1 to 825 code for a protein of 274 amino acids.
AUGAAGUUCUCAGAAUUGAAACUCCUAGCUAUGAAUGCUGUGAAAUCGUACUUCAAUAGGAAUUGUGGAAGAGAAGACACUGUCAUCCGAGAGGAAACACUUAAAAUAGGUAUAAUCUACACCAUCGAUUCUCUGCACGACGCCAUGAGUGCUGUGAGAGCUUACUUCCUAAGGAAUUGGACAAUAGAAGACCUGAUGAAUAAUGGAGAAAUUCCCCAGCAUGCUUACACAAGCUUGAAGAGGGUAUAUCUUACUCUCUUCUUUGCCAUGUGGAGCUUUACUUUUGGAUCCUUCUUGCACUGGACCCGAGGAGUGGGAGGGCUGUUCACAGUCCUUUCUUCUGUAGCAAGUUUACUAUGUCUUUACUUUAUAUCACCAUUAAGAGUGAGGAUGAGGAUCUUACUCUUGAUGAUUGCUGCCUUUUCCAUCGGUGCUUCUAUUGGCAUUUUUAUCAAAUAUUUCUUUGAUAUAGAUCAUGACCUUGUUUACAGCCUUUUGGCACCUCCAACAUUUUCCAUUGGAUUUAUGUGGUUUGGGUCCAUGUUUACGAGGGAAAGGAGUGAUAUCUACUUGGGCUGCCUGUAUUAUUCUUGGGCUCUAUGUUUCUCCACCUUUGUUGCUAGUAAUGCAGAAUACAUUGACAGCCAGACAUCUCAUUUUUUGUUAAAGGUAAGCAGUUGUAUGCAUACAGUGUAUGCAUUGUGCUUGCAUUGUUCUUGGGGUACAUUGUGGUAUAUAGCCAAGAGAUAUUGUAUGAUGCUCACUAUGGAGAAAUUAACUUUGUCAAUCGCACACUCACCAUCUUCUUCCGUUUACCGGGUAUAGUGGUCCAUGCUGCAAGACUAUGCCUGAGUGCAUAAAUUGAGCAACUCAGACAGAAUCAGAGAAUUAAUGCUGAUACACUUGGAACUGUAGAAUAAAUAGAGAGUAG